Molecule: messenger RNA, 1355 nt
Organism: Melanaphis sacchari
Lineage: Eukaryota; Metazoa; Arthropoda; Insecta; Hemiptera; Aphididae
Exons: 3
Coding region: 224-1162 (312 amino acids)
Source: RefSeq, a predicted model, not a curated record
CGUUUCCUAACCUCAGUCGCGUCGUCAGUUGAUCUUCGGCUUCCACUUUGUGAAGUUUGGCAUAGUGAAGUCUCAGUAAAUUUCGUUUCAAAAAUUUUCUUUGAACAUACGUAAAACACUGAAACAACCAAAUCGAAAAUAAAACUGCACUUUUCCGAUUCGCAUCGGCAUUCACAAAAGCUUAUUUGUACAAAUAUUAAGAAGUGUGCAAAGAAGCCGCGAGAUGCGUAAAAUCAUUUUGCUAUUUGCGGUGGCCGCGACGAUGGUAGCUGCUUUCGGGGCCGUACCGACGGCUGCUAAGAAGCAAAAAGAAGAUCGCGGUAGCGUAAAGUCAGCUGAUGAAAAUGGCAAUGACGUCGACGGCCACGGGGCGGAAACAGCCAACGACUAUGACAGUCAACGAUCCCCGGUGAUGUACGCGACGGAUGAGUCUACGGCGAGCACGCCGGAACCAGUAGCGGCGCUAGCGAAGACGCCGACCAAGAAAUCUUCGAGCAAACAGCACAACGCCAAACUGUUAAACAAGCUAGGUAUGAAGAGGUUGCGGACCAGUGGCAGUACGGGUGAUAACGGUAUUUCUAACCAUCAUCGGAAACGGUUAGCCAGCCAAUCGAGGAGCAAGUACGCAGCGGACGGCAAAGGCGGAUCGGACUCACAAAUGUUCAUUGUCAAAUUGCCACCGCAUUCGCACUUUUACGACGACGGGGCGGCCGUCCGUCAAAGACUGGGCCAGCCACAUCAGCAGACGCCCUACAAGAAUCUGAAUACAGUGCCUGUGGGGUUCGUGUCUAACGGAAAACCAGCCAAGGUGUACCACUGGAACCUGCCGACCAUCAAGCACGCGCUAGGUGGCGGUCGUUAUAAGGGCGUAAACGACUUGGUCACGAAGCAGCAUCAGCAACAACAGAUGCAACAGCAAAUGCACCAUCUGCAGUACACCCAAGCUGGUGACUUUGAACUUCCGUCGGCGGCCAGUUCCAAAAUCUUGCCACGCCGCACACUCUACUACAAGCCUCGGGCGGCCGGCAAACCGGUAAAAAAGUCGUACGUUAAUAACGGCAAGCCCAACGGAUUCUAUGUAGUCAGCAGCAAGAACUCGGCCGCGGUCGUACCACAGUACCACAAGAUCAUCAAGGCGUACUACGGUAGCGGCGACGAUUAAUACCUUCAGCGUUAAUUGUCAUCGACCACCCGUCGCCACUAAGUCAUCGAUCGCUAUGCGAGUUGGAGUGCGCACGCGGCCGUAACAAGAAGUGUUCAACAAGUUAUACUGGACCGUUUCAAUAAAAUUAACUUGUAUUAUUUUUUAUGUUACGUAUACAAUUUUUCCAGAUUGUUGUAUUUUGUAAAUAUUG